AUGGUCUGGCUCGAGAGUGUCCGGGGGUCGAUAAGCCACGAUGAAAGCCCCGCCGGCCUUGAGCCUACUGUCGACGACAGCGAGCUUGGUCUCGCUGGCACUACUCCUCGUGAUCCCCUCGUCUCCAUCACAGCGAGCCCCAACCAUGUCCCCUCUCUCGAGUUUUGCACGAUAGACGCGUCCGCUACUAAAGUCACCAUCGGGGACGACGAGCUCGUCGGCCUGCCGGACGCCAACGACUACUCGCGGCAGAAACAAGUGUACAAGGUGUUCCUGCUCAACUACUGCAGCGGGACGCGGGAGGCAGGAUCCCAGGACACCGACAUGGACUACUGCUCCGAGACGGGCGAGGAGAUUUGGGAUCUGCUGGACCCCUGGAUCGUGUGGGGAGUCAAGCUCAAGUCGGACGGGAGCGCCAGCUUCGGGUGGCUGGAUCGGGGCCCGGAUUGGCUGUGGAUAGCCUACAUUGCCGGCGGCAUCUUCGGAUCCCUGUCUGUGAUAUCCGCCUUGGUCCCGGUGCAUAGGCUUAGCUUUGCCAAAUGGCCCGUCGUAAUUGUUGCGUCGCUGACCGCCAUUGUCCAACUGAGCAUUGCCAUCGCCGCCCAGAUCACGUUUGGCACCCUCGUCGCGUCCGCCGACGACGAGGGCGUCUCCAUCACUGCCAAGCUCGGUGUCACCGCCUUCAUGAUCAACUGGAUCGCCGCCCUCUCCGCCGUCGUUGCCGCCGCCACCCGCGUCGUGCGCGUGCGGGAGAUCAAGAAGGACAACAUCCGCACGAAGCACGACGUGGGCCUCCGCGAGUUCCUUGCUGGGACGGGCUCGCACAAGUAUACCGAGGUGGAAGGCAUGUCGUUGCAGAACCAGCACGUCGAUGUGGACAACCCCAGGACGACGCUAGGUAACUUCCAACACGACGUGACCCACCAGGAGUCCAAGUAUGAACCGUAUAGGCCGGCGCAAACAUAA
This is a messenger RNA of Parascedosporium putredinis, 966 nucleotides long. The record is from the annotation of a GenBank genome assembly. Lineage: Eukaryota; Fungi; Ascomycota; Sordariomycetes; Microascales; Microascaceae.